AUGUUGGCGAUGAUUGGUGAGUACGUGGGAACUCUGCUCUUCACAUUCUUUGCAUUUGGCGGCGCUCAAGUCGCACUUGUCCCAAGUACGAGUAUCACGGGUGCCACAGCAACGGCAAAUGCUGACGGGUCUGCCGCGGCAGCCGAGACUAUUCAAGCACCAAAUACCUCUUCGUUGCAAUUUGUUGCCCUGAGUUUCGGCUUCUCGCUCACAGUGACGGCCUGGACGUUUUAUCGUGUGUCUGGUGGUCUGUUCAACCCUGCUGUCUCCUUGGGCCUGGCUCUUGUUGGUGUCAUUACCCCUAUGCGCGCUGUAUUGCUCACGAUCGUUCAAUGCCUUGGUGCUAUUACAGGCGCUGCUCUAAUCCAGGUCAUCAUCCCUGGUCCGCUGUACGUCACAACUCGUCUUGGUGGAGGCAUGUCGCCAGUGCGCGGUCUGUUCAUGGAAAUGUUCUUGACGACCAUGCUCAUGCUCACCAUCUUGCUUCUGGCUGCAGAGAAGUCUCGGGCUACCUUCUUGGCGCCCAUUGGUAUUGGUCUCGCGUUGUUCAUCACGCAACUUGUCGGCGUAUUCUACACUGGCGCUUCUGUGAAUCCAGCCCGCACCCUUGGUCCUGAUGUGGUGAUUAGAUCGUUCCCAUCAUACACAUGGAUCUACUACGUGGGACCUGUGCUAGGUACGUUGCUUGCAUGCGCAUUCUACAAGAUGAUCAAGUUCUUGCACUAUGAGACUGUCGUU
Messenger RNA from Protomyces lactucae-debilis, 738 nucleotides. Its product is annotated as aquaporin-like protein. Gene Ontology annotation, biological process: transmembrane transport. Gene Ontology annotation, cellular component: plasma membrane. The record is from RefSeq and is a predicted model, not a curated record. The annotation marks the transcript as partial. NCBI's taxonomy places the organism in Eukaryota, Fungi, Ascomycota, Taphrinomycetes, Taphrinales, Protomycetaceae. The transcript has a single exon. Gene Ontology annotation, molecular function: water channel activity.